Messenger RNA from Rasamsonia emersonii CBS 393.64, 2487 nucleotides. RefSeq lists its product as uncharacterized. Gene Ontology annotation, biological process: mitotic spindle assembly checkpoint signaling; endoplasmic reticulum to Golgi vesicle-mediated transport. NCBI's taxonomy places the organism in Eukaryota, Fungi, Ascomycota, Eurotiomycetes, Eurotiales, Trichocomaceae. Gene Ontology annotation, cellular component: RZZ complex. The record is from RefSeq and is a predicted model, not a curated record. The coding region runs from base 1 to 2487 and encodes 828 amino acids. The transcript is spliced from 4 exons.
AUGCCCGCAAUGGUGUCGGAGGAUCAGCUGUGUGAGUCCGUGCUAGAUUUUGUAACAAAUGGUACGUAUCCAGACUCCGAGGAUGUUGUUGCCUCCGAAUUCCCUGCGUCGGCCCUCCCUGAGGCAUUGCUCCGUAUAUCGAAAGCUCGAGAGCAAGCAGAGAAAGAAAUAAGCUCCCUAAGCGAACAGACUGCCUCCGACGUUGACGGGUGGAUUUCGCAGGCUAGACAGUUACAUGCGGACAUUGAACGGUCAAGGGAGACUGCGCGUGAGAUUGUUGUGCAACAUGAGAAUACCAAACCGCUUCAGUUGAAGGUUGAAGACGCUUCCACAAAGGUCCAUCUAUUACAGACAGAGAUUGCUUUCAAUGAGGCGGUAACGGAGACUCUGGAACAAAUUCAAGAAUUUCGUCGCCGACUCGAUGCUGGGCACAAGGCAGUUGAAGAAGGGCGGAUUGCCGACGCUAUAGAGUCUCUUGAACAUUCAGAGAAGACUAUAGAGACGGUCAAGUUCUCCACAAAUGGCAAUUUAACAAGCAUCCUAUCGGAGAAUAUUUCCGCGCUCCGAAAUUCCAUUAUCGAAUUUCUUCGCAUUCAGUGGGCUUCUGAAGUGCGGAUCGACAAGGAAAAGGGCGAGCUGUAUAUCAAGGAUCGUACAGACACGUCGUUGGAACAAACAAUUGAGUCGUUGUCCCGGCUUAAUGUGCUUGACGCUGUGAACAAAUCGUUCCAAAAAGACAUGCUGACGUCUAUAAUAUAUCCUAUCUUACAUUCUCCUGUCCAUGGUGAGACCAAUGACAUAUCAGUUGGAGAGUUUGGCAUUCGAAUUGAAAGGUCAACAUCACCCACACCGGUGUCCGCAAUCAUCGAUAGGGUCGACACAGUGCUGGGUUAUCUCCACCAACGUCUACCUGUUUCCAUUUCUAAGCCGCUUUCAGAAGAAAUCGUGCCAGUCGUUUCUUCGAAGCUGAUUGAUUCGUGGCUGUCACCAGCUAUACCUGUUGAUCUUCAUGGUCUGGACGCGUUCGAGAAGACAUUGGGUCGGGUGAUGGAAUUUUGCCAGACGGUCGAAGGAUUUGGGUGGCACGGACAAGAAGCACUUGUUUCCUGGGUGAAUCAAGUCCCCCGUCUUUGGCUAACUAGACGUCGAGUCGACGCAUUAGACCAAGUUCGUAAGGUUCUGGCUGGGAGCAAAGGCGCGACCAGGAAGGUCGAGAGGGUCGAGAAAGAAAUGGUCUCUAGUAAGGAUGAAGUCUUGCUGGAAGGAGGGACAAGUGAAGAUUGGGACGCCGGCUGGGGCAACGAAGAGGAGUCGAAAGGCCCAGCUCCUACGAAGGAAGUAGAUGACGAGGCAGAUGUUAGUGCAUGGGGUCUUGAGGAUGAAGAUAUAAAAGCCGAUAAUGGGCCUCCUGCAGCGGAGUCUGCUGAGGAUGACGAUGCCGGAGAUGCUUGGGGUUGGGGUGAUGAUGAAGAAGACCAAAUUCCUGAAGAAGGACAAAAAGCGGAUGCUACUGCCCCGAAACAUCAAAACGGUCAAGAGGCGAAGCAAUCUUCGUCUCCCAAGGAAAUCACGUUAACAGAGUACUACACUGUGACGGAUAUUCCGGAUUCCAUACUUGCCCUGAUUCGGCGCCAGGUUUCCGAUUCGGAGGCUCUAUCAACCCCAGAAUUUGCAAACAGUCGGGUUUCUUCUUCAGGAGCUGGGCUUCUUGCACUGCCGACUUUGAUCCUUGCCAUGUUUAAAGCUACGGCACUAUCUUUCUACACCUUGAAACUGAACGCCGGGCAAAUUUAUUUAUACAAUGAUAGCAUGUACCUGGCUGAGCAGAUCCGCAAGCUUGUGGAUGAGCAUCAACUCUCGAGACUCACUCCCGACAUAGAGGGUCUCGAGCGGUUUGGGAAGCUCUGCUACAGCAAAGAAAUGCAGACACAGCGCACGAUAGUGAUUGACCUGCUCGACGGCAGCCAAGGGUUCGCCCACUGCUCCGAGCAACCUUACCUUGGGGAAUGUGAAAACGCCAUUGAUGCCACGGUGGACCGAAUUCGAGACGUCUACAAGGAGUGGCAAUCCAUUCUCUCGCGUUCAGCUCUUCUCCAGGCAAUUGGCUCCCUUCUAUCGACGGUCAUCAACAAAGUUAUCAUCGAUAUUGAAGACCUUUCAGACAUUUCAGAAGCAGAAUCACAGCGACUGGUAUCUUUCUGCAAUAAGCUGUCAAAGCUGGAAGACCUCUUUAUGCCUGAGACCGCAGGCGACAAGGAGCCAGUCUCCAUGGCUGCCGUCUACGUUCGGAAUUGGUUGAAAUUCCAGUAUCUGAUCAACAUACUAGAGAGCUCGCUUGCCGAUAUCAAAUUCCUCUGGACGGAGGGCGAGUUGUCGUUUGAAUUCUCUGCCGAGGAGGUCAUCGAGUUGAUUGGGGCUCUCUUUGCUGAGUCGGAUCAUCGGCGGAGAGCGAUUGCGGAGAUUCGAAGAACAUCGCGGGCGAGAUAA